AUGUGGCGUCGUGUCUUCUUUUCCACCAUGAUCCCUGUCCGCCGGAUAUCGCGUGCUCGCUAUAAUAUAUCAUCACGUGCAAUUACUACCACCUCUCCACUUCAGUACGGAAAAGCUCGUGCCAUCGAACUCAAAUACCACAACGGAACAUGCACGCUAGCAGUUCCACUACCACUUAACGGAUUCGACGAAGAGCGCGUGUUCAGUAUCCCUCCAGAAACCACUGUAGCCGAUAUCAUCACCCAGAUCGAAGCUGAAGACAAGUCAAUCCAAAGUGUAACCAUUCGAUCGACGAGAGGUGAAGAGUUUCAGCCUGAAGAUACAUUGCAAAAUGUUCUAACUGACGACUUUGAGCUCUUACUUAACGACCAAGUUCUACCGGUUCGAGCUCCAGUUUUUACUGGCAGUGCGUACCAGAGUUUAGCAGAUGAUGGCGAUCUUGAUGUGCGGUCUGUCGCUCAGAAAAGUGCCAUUAUCUUGCUACGCAGUGAUUUAGAACGUCUCGGUAAGUGGAAAAUAAGUUAUCCAGACUUUAUUACCAUGUGUCGGGAGCGCGGCAUUCCAAAAAAACAAGCACCAGAAGUUCUCCAAGCUUUUCAUCAAUCUGGACUACUCUUUUACUUUGGUAAAUCGGACGAGGAAGAUUUAACCCAUUCUGUUUUCUUACAACCACGCAGUAUUCUCGAUUCGUAUCUAGAAUCGAUUGGGUUGUUACCGUUGUCUUCACAGCUUUUUCAGCAACAGCGAGCAACAUUAUUGUUAAAAAUCCAAGCACUAGAACCCGAGCAUGUAGCACUAGCGAAUCUUCGUCGCGAACUCGAAACAACAGCAAUGCGACAAGCUAACCGCAUUUCGUACGGACUUUCAACCUCACUUGUCGGUGCUUUUGGACUUUAUUUUUGGUUGUCAUUUAUUCAUUUUUCAUGGGAUAUCAUGGAACCAGUGACGUAUUUUACAGGCUUUGGUGUCUCAAUUAUUGGUUACGCUUGGUGGAGCAUCACGAAUCAGGAAUACGAAUAUGAAAAUAUCUAUCACUACGUGUAUACGCGCCGCUUACAAAAGCACAUGAUCAAGGCCAAGUUUGACCAACAGCGGUUUAAUGCUUUAACUGAGGAAUUACGGAGCGCAAAAGAGCAAUUAGCACAGACAGAGCUAGUCCUUAAAAAGUCGACGCACCUUCAGGCCAAUUUUUUGCAUCUACUAGACACUACAAAUGACGUCAAGCUACCAGCACUGGCAGCAUUAAAGAAACUCAAGGACGCACGCUAG
This is a messenger RNA of Plasmopara halstedii, 1269 nucleotides long. RefSeq lists its product as uncharacterized. Bases 1 to 1269 code for a protein of 422 amino acids. The record is from RefSeq and is a predicted model, not a curated record. Gene Ontology annotation, biological process: calcium import into the mitochondrion; mitochondrial calcium ion homeostasis. Gene Ontology annotation, molecular function: uniporter activity; calcium channel activity. The transcript has 2 exons. NCBI's taxonomy places the organism in Eukaryota, Oomycota, Peronosporomycetes, Peronosporales, Peronosporaceae. Gene Ontology annotation, cellular component: uniplex complex; mitochondrial inner membrane.